AUGGUUAAAUUCACAGUCGACCAGAUUCGUGAUCUUAUGGAUCGAACCACAAACGUGCGUAAUAUUUCUGUUAUCGCACAUGUUGAUCAUGGAAAGUCCACGCUUACUGAUUCUUUGGUAUCCAAGGCCGGUAUUAUGGCUCAGCAGAAAACUGGUAAUCGAUACACAGAUGAACGUCCUGAUGAACAAGAACGUUGCAUUACAAUCAAAUCUACAGCAAUUUCAAUGUAUUUUGAAUUUCCAAAGAAGGAUUUAGUAGAUGUGAAUGGAAAGACUGAUGGCGAAGGAUUCUUAAUUAAUUUGAUUGAUUCUCCUGGACAUGUAGACUUUUCAUCUGAAGUAACAGCUGCUCUUCGAGUUACUGAUGGUGCCUUAGUUGUCGUUGAUUGUGUUGAGGGCGUAUGCGUGCAGACAGAAACCGUCUUACGACAAGCUCUUACUGAACGAAUAAAGCCUGUAGUAAUUAUUAACAAAGUUGAUCGAGCCUUAUUGGAAUUACAACUUACAAAAGAAGAUUUGUACAAAUCUUUUCAACGUACAAUUGAAUCAGUAAAUGUCGUUAUUUCGACUUAUUUUGACAAAGCUCUCGGUGAAAUACAAGUUUACCCCGAGAAUGGUACUGUUGCUUUUGGAUCAGGUCUUCAAGGGUGGGGUUUUACUCUUCAUCAAUUUGCUCAACGAUAUUCUAAAAAAUUUGGUGUUGACAAAAUAAAGUUGAUGCAAAAGCUUUGGGGUGAAAACUAUUUCAAUCCUAUAACCAAGAAAUGGUCCAAACAACCGACUGCUGAUAAGGGUGGUGUGACUGAACGUGCCUUUUGUAAGUUUGUCUUGGAUCCUAUCUAUAAAUUAUUUGAUGCUGUCAUAAAUUCUAAGAAAGAAGAACUUGAAAAAAUUCUCGAAAAGUUGGAAAUUACUUUAAAAAGUGAUGAAAAAGAUCUAGAAGGAAAAGAACUACUUAAACUCGUAAUGAAUAAAUUCUUGCCUGCUUCCGAUGCUUUACUGGAAAUGAUAAUAAUUCAUCUACCAUCACCUGUAUCUGCUCAAAAAUAUCGUGCUGAAAUGUUGUACGAAGGUCCUGCUGAUGAUGAGUGUGCUAUCGGUAUACGUAACUGCGAUCCUAAGGCGCCUCUAAUGUUUUAUGUGUCUAAAAUGGUACCAUCAACUGAUAGAGGCCGUUUCUACGCUUUUGGACGUGUAUUUUCGGGUACUGUUAGAUCUGGUCUUAAAGUUCGUAUUCAAGGUCCUAACUAUCAACCUGGUAAAAAGGACGAUUUGUUUAUCAAACCUAUUCAACGCACAAUUCUUAUGAUGGCACGUUUUGUUGAAUCUAUUGAAGAAUGUCCUGCUGGUAACAUUGCUUGUCUCGUUGGUAUUGACCAAUAUCUACUUAAGUCUGGUACUAUUACUACUUCGGAAACUGCUCAUAAUUUGAGAAUCAUGAAAUUCUCCGUAUCACCUGUAGUCCAAGUAGCUGUUGAAGUAAAAAAUCCAAAUGAUUUAUCCAAAUUAGUUGAAGGAUUAAAAUGUUUGUCUAAAUCAGAUCCUUGUGUUAAAGUUAGCACUUCAGAAUCUGGUGAACAUAUUGUAGCUGGUGCGGGAGAAUUACAUUUAGAAAUUUGCAUAAAAGAUUUACAAGAUGAUUAUGCUCAAGUUCCAAUCAAAAUUAGUGAACCUGUUGUAUCUUAUAGAGAAACUGUUCAAACUGAAUCAUCAAUAAUUGCUUUAUCAAAAUCGCCGAACAAGCAUAACCGUAUAUAUAUGAAAGCUUUUCCUUUACAAGAAGAACUUUCCAACGACAUUGAAAACGAAAAAAUUUCAUCCCGGGAUGACGUCAAGUUACGUGCACGUGCCCUUGCUGAUAAUUACGGCUGGGACGUUACCGAUGCUCGUAAGAUUUGGUGUUUUGGUCCUGAUAAUGUUGGACCAAACUUGUUGGUUGAUGUAACCAAGGGAGUUCAAUACCUUAAUGAAAUCAAGGAUUCUUGUAUUUCCGCUUUCCAAUGGGCUACAAAAGAAGGUGUAUGCUCUGAAGAAAAUAUGCGAUCUUGUCGCUUUAACAUUCUUGAUGUGGUAUUACACGCUGAUGCUAUUCAUCGUGGUGGUGGACAAAUAAUUCCUACAUGUCGUCGCGUUAUACGUGCUGCAUCUUUAACAGCUACUCCCGGUCUCAUGGAGCCUAUUUUUCUCGUAGAAAUACAAUGUCCUGAAGUUGCCAUGGGUGGCAUAUAUGGUGUCUUAAAUAGACGUCGUGGUCACGUUUUUGCAGAAGAACAACGUCCUGGUACUCCAUUGUACACCGUUAAAGCUUAUUUGCCUGUAAACGAAUCCUUUGGUUUCACUGCCGAUCUUCGUUCAAAUACGGGAGGUCAAGCCUUUCCUCAAUGUAUGUUCUCUCAUUGGCAACUUAUGAAUGGAACUCCAUUAGAACCCGGUACAGUAGCAAAUAUAGUGAAAGGAAUAAGGAAAAGAAAAGGUCUCUCAGAAGAAAUACCUAGUUUGGAUAAUUACCUUGAUAAACUCUGA
Molecule: messenger RNA, 2523 nt
Organism: Rhizophagus irregularis DAOM 181602=DAOM 197198
Lineage: Eukaryota; Fungi; Glomeromycota; Glomeromycetes; Glomerales; Glomeraceae
Product: Elongation factor 2
Biological process (GO): translational elongation
Cellular component (GO): cytosol; ribonucleoprotein complex
Molecular function (GO): GTP binding; ribosome binding; GTPase activity
Source: RefSeq, a predicted model, not a curated record